Molecule: messenger RNA, 2494 nt
Organism: Brassica rapa (field mustard)
Lineage: Eukaryota; Viridiplantae; Streptophyta; Magnoliopsida; Brassicales; Brassicaceae
Source: RefSeq, a predicted model, not a curated record
AAUAGGAUUGGUGGCCAACAAGUAAGGUUCUAAUAAAAGCUAUCAAACCGAAUAAAAAUCUGCCAAGAACCGUCUUAACCAUGUGAUUAAUGUGACUCAGUUGAAUCCGUUGGCUUUGGUUAAAUAGAUUUCUCAGCUUUAAAAAAACUAUAUUUAUUCUAAAAAUAUUCAUCAUGAACAAAAUAAAUAUGUUUCAGCCUAUAACUAAUUAAACACAAUCAUAUCACAACUUUUAAAAUUCGCACAUCCUAAAACCAAAAUAUAAUGUAGCAUUGGAGAUGGUCUUACAUUGGUUUUAUGUUUUGUAAAAGUUAUAAGAAAAAAGUAAACAAUUUAUAGAUGAGUAAUCUACCACAUAAUUAUCACCACUCUCUUUGAACCGACAAAACCGUAGAUAGACCGAAAUUCCAAAACAUAUGUCUAAGAGUAUACCACAAAACCGUAGAGAAAGUUAAUAAGCUUUUAUCAAACAAAACAUAUCAUGUACACUUUUAAACCCAUGAGUCCAUGAUCAGAGCUGAAUAAUUCCAUUCCUUAGGGGAAUGCUAAAUUGCUAAUACGUUAAUCAAAUGCGAACCAGAUCGGUGGGUCAACUUCUCAAACCGAAAAGCCAAGUGAGCUUCUCGAGGAAAUUCUUUAUGAACAAGGUCAACACGUGAACCUCAAGCCACCUUCCACGUCAGUACACAUGUCAGACCAUUGAACAAGUCCUGUUUUGCUUCUCGAACAAGUUAUUUCGGUAAUUUACCCAUUCCGUCGUGUUCAUGUUCCUUUCCCAUCACACGAAGCGCUUUUAAUAUAUUAUUUUUGUUGUUUGAUUUUUUUUGGGUCAAAUGGUGAAAUAUUUUUGUAAAUCAUUUAUGUGAUUUGAUAGGAGGAAAGUCUUUGUUAAACUGUUGAUAUAUUCUCAGCUAAAAACCAAGAAAGUUCAGCUCAAUCUAUAUCAUGUGUUUUUCCAUUUCUAACUAGUUUAUCCACAAAACAAAACAAAAAAAAUAUUUUCUAUUCAUUGCAUUUUUCUAAGGUCAACUAUUCAUGACUUUUCUAAAUUGGUGCAAACGAUGUAUUCAAGAUUUUAAGAUCACGUUCAAUUAGUUUUUGUUCUAGAAUCCAAGUUCAGUUCCAAGUAUAUAUGCUUUGCUUAAUAGACAUGGAGAACAAUUAAUUUCAUUAAUGUACCAAUUUUUCAAGUUCAACUUCGAGUCUUGACCAAUAAACGAUAAUAUUUGGCAAUUAAUUUAGAGUUAUUUGAUACUAGUAGCUUGUAAUAUUAUAAAAGAAGAAAAAAUAAAUAAAAAUAGGAAAAUAAAAGUAGGAGACUGAAGAGGCUUUAAAAUAUCAAAACCAUGUAUAAAAGAGAGCAACGCUUCCUCUGUUUCUAUCAAACCUCUUCAGGACUCUUUUUUUUCCGUUUCAGUUUUUCUUUUUUCAAGAAAGAGAGAAACUCUGUGUGUUUGUAUUUAUUUGGAUCUAAUUGUUAAAAAAGAUGCAAGUUGUUUCUCCUUUAUCUCCGGCGACGAGAUUCGUCGGAGAAGAGAGCUUCGCCGAGCUUUACGGCAAACUAAACGAUGACUUCAGCUCGAAACUGAAGGUCGGUUUUACAAACGAGGAAGAAGAAAAGAACAGAGAUGACAACAAGUCUUGGUGGAAUCAAGAUGAUGAUGAUGAUGAGAGAGAAGAAGGAGAAGAAGAUGAAGAGUUCUCGUUCACGAGCUUAAACGCAGAUAACUCACCGAUAACCGCAGACGAAGCCUUCGAAGACGGUCAGAUCCGACCGGUUUAUCCUCUCUUUAACCGGAAUCUCCUCUUCGAACCGGAAGAGAGAGAUCUCCGCUCGCCUCUCAAGAAGCUCUUCGUGGAGAGCGAGGAAGCCACCACCACCGAGAGGGAGGAAGAGUCUGAGCCGAUGGGACCGUACUGCUCGUGGUCAGGCAGAACCGUGGUGGAGGAAGCUUCGCCGGAGACUUGUCGGAAAAGCAGUUCGACGGGGUUCUCGAAGCUGUGGAGGUUUAAAGAUCUCGUUUCGAGAAGCAACAGCGACGGAAAAGACGCGUUUGUGUUUCUGAAUCACGGCGACAAGAAGAAGCAGUCUUCUUCUAAGCCGGCGGCUAAAUUGAGCGGCGGCGUGAAGAGAACGGAGACGAAAACGACGAGAUCGGCACAUGAGAGGUUAUACAUGAGGAACAGAGCGAUCAGAGAAGAAGGGAAACGAAGAUCGUAUCUUCCUUACAAACAUGUCGGAUUCUUCACCAAUGUCAAUGGACUUACUAGAAAUGUUCAUCCUUACUGAUUCCAACUUCUUGUGCGUUUUAAAAAAAAAAAACACAAAUUACUUAAAAUGGUUUAAUUUCUUCCCGACAAAACUUUCCCUUUGUAUAUACUUUUUGUCUUAACUUUGCCUGUAUUAUAUAACCUUCUUCUUGAAUAUAGUAAAAGUUGCUUAUUAACUUUUCAGUUCACUUGUAUCAUUUGAAUAAAUGAUUAUUUGUUUUUU